GCACCGCAGACGGCAGCUCACUCCGUCGCGGCGCUCCGUGGAGAUCACUCGUGUCGGUCGCUCUUCACCCGCCUCCAAACUUUACUCGAGCUCCGAUUCGCCGCUCGCCAGCGGAACAUCUCCCGCUCUUUAAUUAAAACUUUACAUCAAACAUUUUAAUUUACGGUCGCGAGUCAAAUUGCACAUCGGCUCCAGUGCUCUACCUUGGACUUAAUACCCUGGUCUUUGCUGACCGGAAGCGAUUUGAAUUUCAAGUGUCAAUUUUCUAAGUGGACAAGUAAGAUCGUAAUCUGGUGUUUCAACGACUUUGUGGUGGAUUUUCUCUGUAUGGAUUAAAAUACAAAAAUAAGUGGAGAAAACUAUUGCUGUUAUCUGCGGUUACUGCUUGUUGUCGGAAGCUGUUCGGAAGCGUUCAGGUCCCUGUGUGUGAUGCGUGAGUGACGACCUCAUCAUGAUUCGAGACCCCCCCGCCAUGCACAAGCCGGACGGCGGCAACACAGCUCAACAAGAAGAGAACAAGUAUGCGUUGAGCAGCAGCGUGGGCGCAGCCGCGGGCGGCGCGCGGCUGUGUGCGCAGUGCGGCAAGGUGAUAACCGAGCGAUUCCUGCUCAAGGCGAUGGAGCGCUUCUGGCACGAAGACUGCCUCAAAUGCGGCUGCUGUGACUGCCGCCUCGGCGAGGUCGGCUCCAAGCUCUAUUACAAGGCAGACCUCAUGCUCUGCAAAAGAGAUUACCUUAGGUUAUUCGGCGCGACCGGCAACUGUGUGGCGUGCAACAAAGUCAUUCCCGCCUUCGAAAUGGUUAUGCGAGCCAAGAGUUUCGUUUACCACUUAGAAUGCUUCGCCUGUCAACAGUGCAAUCACAGGUUCUGCGUAGGCGACAGAUUCUAUUUGUGCGACAACAAGAUCCUAUGCGAGUACGACUAUGAGGAGCGGCUGGUGUUCGCCAGCAUGGCUGCCAACCCCAGCGGGCUGGCGCACAUCCGACGACAAGUCAGCGGACUUCAGCAGUCUCCAAGUGGUGCGUAUGCGGGCGCGGGUGGAUGCGCGGGCGCAGCGGGUGGCGCGCUAGCCGACAAGGAUGGCGGCGGCUGCGCUGGCGCCGACGACGCGUCUAGCGGCUACGGCAGCCCGCCCGACCCAGACGUGUGCGACGCCGCGCGAUGACCGAUGAUGCCGCGCCGACUCCUCGCCUCGGUGAAACCCCACUGAGUGUCGUUGGGACGCUAGGCCGCACCACGAAGCGGAACUCCAAGGCGCAGCGACCGACUCUACCAGUGACGUCGUUCGACCCUCACCCUCACGCAAACUAGCCAUCACUCACGGCUCAUAUAGAAAAUAGUCGCUUAUUUUUUAUAAGUUCAUAAACUGUCACAUAAAUCUCAGUGUAGGUUGUUUUGGAGUUAAGGAAAUAGUGUCAGUUAACGGAGCAGGCUAAGUGCAGACAUACGUCGAGUGUCGCGCCGAGCGUAUUUUAGUCGCGGCGGGUACAUUAGGCUGAGGCGGCCGUGGAUCCGCGGCCACUUUACAAAACGUCCGGGAUGAGUCGCGAAUGCGUUGUCAGAACACGAUAUUUCCAUUACGUAUACGAUUUGAACACUUGUUUACAUGUUAAGAUAGCGCGCCGCGUGGGUAGGACGCGGCUCGGGCUUGUGCCGUGCGGGUGCGCUCUCAGGACUGCUCAUCAUUCAACAUUACUACCUACUUUAUUGUCAUAUAAGUACAUUUUUGUAAUAAAUAACAUUACAUUACUUGUUUGCUGUGUAUAAACUGUUAGCAGUUCUAAUACAACACUCGUAUGGCACCAUAUCUUGCGCUUAGCCAUUUUAGUCAUGCCGUGUGUUUACAUAAAAAGCUGAUAACAUUAAUUCAUUCACGCCCUUUUAUGUCACGAUGUCAAAUCACUCUCUUUGCAUUUGUAAUAGGUAUAUAAACCUCUUCAUACAACGAUUCAGGUCCAGACGUUGAAAUUUUAUUGAUAAAUCGAUCUCAUUGUUAUGGAAUUGUAUGUAGGUACAUUUAGUAAACAUAAACAUUGUUAUCAUACAAGGUAUGAACUUUUAUCGAGGUUGGUUUCCUUUUUAUUUGCUUUUUGAUUGGUUAAGUAUGUUAAUGUUAUUAUUUUUUUACCAAAGAUAAGUUUCCGUUAAAGGAUUUUAAUUAUGUAGAGUCUACACAAAAUGAAUUAUGUUUGUAGGAUAUUAAAAUAGUGAGUGAUACUCUAUUUGGUACUCUGAAGUGGUGCAAUGGUUAGUUAAGUACCCCUGUAAAAUAUUAAAGUUCACUGUUUACGUAUGACUUUCAAAAAAUACAUUUUCUUUCGCCAUAGCUUCAGUGAUUGUUGUUCGCGUGUAAUUAUAAAGUUGACCAUAAUUUCAGAUCCGCUAAAAACUUAUUUUGUAAUGAAAAUUGAUACCAUAAAUAUAGGUAAAUAAAUGCUAAAGUUUUCUAAGAUUAUAGUAACUAAUGUAAAAUAAAGAUUUCUACGAUAAAGAUGUAUUUAUGUAAAAAUACGAUCAGUCGUUAUAGUUAGAAUAUUGGCUAAUUUAAAUUAUCUCGUCUAACAUACAAUAGAGUCACAAUACAUCGUUUUGAACUCUCAUUGACAUCGACAGAUUGAUUGAAUUUCAUUUUACCGUUACUGUGUAAAUAAAUAUAUUUAUUUAAUGAUUACA
This is a messenger RNA of Pectinophora gossypiella (pink bollworm), 2673 nucleotides long. RefSeq names its product LIM domain only protein 3-like. The transcript has 7 exons. NCBI's taxonomy places the organism in Eukaryota, Metazoa, Arthropoda, Insecta, Lepidoptera, Gelechiidae. Gene Ontology annotation, molecular function: DNA-binding transcription factor binding; transcription coactivator activity. Gene Ontology annotation, biological process: positive regulation of transcription by RNA polymerase II. The record is from RefSeq and is a predicted model, not a curated record. Gene Ontology annotation, cellular component: nucleus. Bases 452 to 1165 code for a protein of 237 amino acids.